Messenger RNA from Rotaria sp. Silwood1, 252 nucleotides. The record is from the annotation of a GenBank genome assembly. Lineage: Eukaryota; Metazoa; Rotifera; Eurotatoria; Philodinida; Philodinidae.
AUGGGUACAUCUGAUUCUGGAAAAUCGACAAUUAUUCAAUUAAUUGAACGAUUCUAUGAUCCAACUGUUGGUCGAUUGUUAAUUGAUUCAAAAGAUAUUCGAAAUCUUAAUCUUCAAUGGUAUCGUUCGCAAAUUGCUAUUGUUUCACAAGAACCAAUACUUUUUGAUAUAUCAAUUCGUGAAAAUAUUGCUUAUGGUGAUUAUAGUCGAAUAAAUAUUCCAUCAGAUGAAAUUAUUCAAGUAGCUAAAUAA